UGUUCCCUUCACUUCUUUCUACUAAAACCAUCAACGUCCGGCAUCUCAAGGUGGCCCGCCAUUCCCUUAUGAUAACUAAUUUAUGGCAAUUCUACUUCAAUUGACAUUGGUAUGGAUGCUAGCCUGAAUUUCUCGUAAACCAGAAUAAUUUUCAAGUUCCGCCCUUUCUACAUCAUGGCAAAGAGAGCAGCCAAGAGAAAGAUGAACUUCGAUGACGAGUCAGAUGGACCAUCUGUCAAGAGUCGCAAUGUCAAGAUGAGUAAAUCAAACGAUAAGAGGCGGCUGUCGCGCCUUGAAGAGUAUGCCGAAGACGAAGGUCGAGAGAGUAGUCGUAAUUUCCAACGAUGGGCCGAGAUUUUCGAUACCACCACAAAUGGGGAAGCUGCCAAGUCUAGAACUUUUAUGAAGAGCUUCGGUGCAAAAGCGAAGAAGCAGACGGACCGUUUACGUGAUUACAUUCAAGAGCAGGAAAAGCUACUUACACAUAAUAAAGACCAAUCCAUUAUAGUUUUCGAAAAGGUUUACUCAACCAUCGCCGUCUCACUUGGAUCGUCCGGCAAGCCAGACGAUAGAGCAGGUGCUACUCGGAAGGAAGAGCAUGCCUUGUUUAAGGAUUACCAAGCCCUCCUCUCAGGGAGCCACUCGCUUCUUACACAGUUCAAGAAGACCGAUGAGCGCCUUAAGAACUACAAGAUCGAGCUCCCCAGCGCAAAAUGGAAGCAAGAUAAGCUGGACAUAAAAGACCUCCUGGCUUGUGGGCGCGAGUAUGGGGAGAAACUAGUGGAGAAAAAACUUGCCCCGUCUGGUUACCUAUCUCACCAACCGGGUAGCAACAAAGCAGACGAGAAGGAGAAGAUAGCAUCGGAGCUAUUCAAGGAGAGCCACAAAUGUGUGGAUGGGAAUAGCUGGGGCGUGGUUGCUGCAGAACAGGUCAAGAGACUCCGAGCCAUCGUCAAUACGAUCCCCUCUAAAGAAUUAGAGAAAGCGAGAUACUGAGCUGACAGCAUAUUGGAGUUUGGGAUGGUGUUACCUACAUAGGUACUACUAAUUAAUGGGGGCAUAUGUCAUGUCAUAUACCUGUCGUAGCUUUUGCUUGUACUGUAACUUAUGUAAGUCAAGGCUAAUAUUGUAUUGUACUUAGGUAAUCGGGAUUGUGGGGGGAGAUUACAUGCAUGUAAUGUGGUCUGUGCACUUGGUAGAUAGUUAUGUAGUGUAG
This is a messenger RNA of Hypoxylon fragiforme, 1216 nucleotides long. RefSeq lists its product as uncharacterized. Lineage: Eukaryota; Fungi; Ascomycota; Sordariomycetes; Xylariales; Hypoxylaceae. The record is from RefSeq and is a predicted model, not a curated record. Bases 175 to 996 code for a protein of 273 amino acids. The transcript is spliced from 4 exons.